GCCCACAGUUGCAAUCCAGCGAGCAGUCGUGGGUUGUGGCGCAGCCACAACCUUGGCACGAGUAUCCGUAUCCUUAAUUUCAGUGAACGUGACCAGAGUUCGUCAGACUUUUGCGUACAUCCCGAGUCCCUGCGCACAUCACGACGAUCAUCAUGACGAUGUAAUAGUGGGCGAUUCGGCUACUUAAACGUCGCUUGGUUCCAUGCCGCCAGGAAAAUAUCCGAACCACAGGAAACCAACAUCUUUACCCUGUUAUACCUAACAUAAUAUACAAGACUAAGAGCAAUGCGUGGUUUGUUUGAGAAAUCCUGGAGCCUUGGCAGCUGCGGUUUACUGACUGUACCAUAUUGUAUUUUUCAGGCUUUUUUUGCAUGAAACGCUUGCUGCGUUGGAAGGAUCGUCAUGUCAACAAAGUGAAGCCAGCACGGAUCGGACACCCAGUGGUCCAGGUGCACGGUGCCUUCGUCACACGUCCUAUACAGAAUGAACACAGACAAUUGGCCACUGAGAUUGCCAAUGCGAAGGCUGAGAGCCUACGUGAAGCGUUAGACCGCUUAGAGGUAGAGUUUCAAGAGUUGAUUCUAAGUUUCCCGGACCCAAACCCUCAAGUCGCCGCCUACGUCCAAUGGAAGCUGGAGAAAGGGUUCGAGGAGUUGGUUCGAAGCUUCGGUGACUUAACAUGGCGGGUCACUGUUCAAGUGGAAGAGAAGAGUAUGGUUGCCAACUGGCGUGUGUUGAGCCCGGGAAUGUGAGGGGUUCAAGGAGCACUUGUGCCUUCUCCGCAGAAUGGUGCAUAUAGUUUUGAAUUUUCAUAUUUAUUUUGCUUUGCCUUGCUAGAUUCUACUCCUUCCGGUAAAACAAGCGGCCAGUCUGGCCAUGCUUUUGAAAAGCACGGGCCGGUCCAGUCAAAUUUAUCAGUAUGAUACAAUACGAUGGGAUCUCGGACAAUCGAGCCAUGUACUAUGGUAUGUUGUUGGAAUUGCUUCCUCUGGCGAGGUGUGAGA
Molecule: messenger RNA, 1004 nt
Organism: Tuber aestivum (summer truffle)
Lineage: Eukaryota; Fungi; Ascomycota; Pezizomycetes; Pezizales; Tuberaceae
Source: the annotation of a GenBank genome assembly